Molecule: messenger RNA, 2483 nt
Organism: Phyllostomus hastatus (greater spear-nosed bat)
Lineage: Eukaryota; Metazoa; Chordata; Mammalia; Chiroptera; Phyllostomidae
Product: zinc finger protein 883-like
Exons: 3
Coding region: 81-2126 (681 amino acids)
Biological process (GO): regulation of DNA-templated transcription
Source: RefSeq, a predicted model, not a curated record
CUCACCGUCGACAUUUUGCCUCAGCCGUAGUCCAGUUAAAUAAAUCCUCAGAAGCUCCACAUCACUGGAGUCUGGUGGAGAUGAGGGGACGGGGAAGGCGCCAGAGUGGGGGUCCACACAGAAUAUCGGCAACUAAGAAGCUGGGCGAUGCUGCCUGGGAGAUUGGUGCCGGCGCCGGAAUGGGGGCCGCCAUAUCGGGGGCGGUCUCCUCUCCCUCUACCACUGUUAGGCCUCGCCCACAAUGUCCGUUUGUGACCUCGCUGAGGUGCCGGACUGAGGUUGGUGUGACUUUUGCAGACAUUGCCCUGUACUUCUCUAAGAAAGAAUGGUACCUCCUUGAUGAGGAUCAGAGACGCCUGUACCUGGAUGUGAUGCUGGAGAACUUUGAACUUAUAUCCUCACUGGGUUGCUGCUGUGGAGCAGAGGGUGUGAAAGCAUCAAAUGAAGAAAAUGUUUCUAUAGAAGUGUCACAGGCAAAGAAACCUAAUACACCUUUUUCUCCCUGGCAUUGCCACCCCUGUGAGAGUUGUGGGCCAGUCUUGAGAGACAUUUUUCACUGUAUUGACCAGCAGGAAACACAACACAAACAGAAACUGCUGAGAUGUGGAGCAUGUGGAAAACAAUUUUAUUUCAGUACAAAGUGUCAGCCUUACCAGGAGCACCACAUGAGAGAGAAGCCUUUCAUGGGAGGUGUGGACAGGAUGUCACUUGCAAAAAGUUGCAAUUUUAAUGUGUCCCAGAAGCUUUUUACCUGUGGGAACUUUGGGCAGGACACCCUUACCAGGUUAGGACAUCAGCAACAGGCUACUCAAGCCAGGGACAGGCCAAAUGAUAUCUUGACGUUUGGAGUGACUCCUCAAAGCAGCAAAAGUCAUUACACACUGAAUGAGUAUAAAAAAGCACUUGGCUGCAACCACACAUUUCUUGAGAACAAAGCUGUUCCUACUGGGACACAAUGUUUUGUGUGUCAUCAGGGUGAAAAAUAUUUUACCAGUAUUUCUAGUUUUCAUUAUUGUCAGAGAGUUCACACUGGAAAGAGAACCCAUGAGGGCAGUGAGUGUCUGAAAUCUUUUAGCAGGCUCUAUUACCUUCAUUUACAUCAUGGAAUUCACACUGGAGAAAGGAAUUAUGAAUGCAGUGAAAUUGGGAAAUCUUUAAUCAGUAGCACUAGCCUUCAUUAUCAUCAGAGGGUUCACACAGUAGAAAAGCUUUAUGAGUGCAUUGAAUGUGGGAAGUCUUUUACCACUAGCACAAGCCUCCAAGAUCAUCAGAGAUUUCAUACUGUAGAAAGGCUUUAUGAGUGCAAUGAAUGUGGGAAAUCUUUUACCAGAAUUAAUCACCUUCAUUGUCAUCAGAGAGUCCACACUGGAGAAAGGCCUUAUGAAUGCAGUGAAUGUUGGAAAUCUUUUACCACAAUUGGUGAUUUUCAUCGUCAUCAGAGAGUUCACACAGGAGAAAGGCCUUAUGAAUGCAGUGAAUGUGGGAAAUCUUUUACCACUAGCACUAACCUCCGUUACCAUCAAAUCUUUCACACAGGAGAAAGGCCAUAUGAAUGCUUUGAAUGUGGGAAAUCUUUUACAACUAGCACUAGCCUCCGUUAUCAUCAGAGAAAUCACACUGGAGAAAGGCCUUAUCAUUGCAGUGAAUGUGGGAAAUCUUUUACAAGAAUGUAUCAUCUUUGUUGUCAUCAGAGAGUUCACACUGGAGAAAGGCCUUAUGAGUGCAGCGAAUGUGGGAAGUCAUUUACAACUAGCACUAGUCUCAGAUAUCAUCAGAGAUUUCACACAGGAGAAAGGCCUUAUCAUUGCAGUGAAUGUGGAAAAUCUUUUACCAGAAUUAAUCACCUUCAUUGUCAUCAGAGAGUUCACACUGGAGAAAGGCCUUAUGAAUGUAGUGAAUGUGGCAAAUCUUUUACCACUAGCACUAGGCUCCGUGUUCAUCUGAGAGUUCACACAGGAGAAAGGCCUUAUCAGUGCAGGGAAUGUGAGAAAUGUUUUAGCACUAGCACUAACCUCCGUGUUCAUCUGAGAGUUCACACAGGAGAAAGGCCUUAUUGUUGCAGUGAAUGUGGAAAAUCUUUUACCAGAAUUGAUAUCCUUCGUUAUCAUCAGAGGGUUCAUACAUGAGAAAGGCCUUAUAAAUACAGAGAAUGUGGGAGAUUUUACAGUUGCACUACUUAUCGUUACAAUCAGAUGUGGAAAUCUUUCAACAAAAAUGAUAACACACAUGACUUCACAUGGAGGAUUAUCAUAGAAGGGUAGGAAUUGUACAGAUUCUUUUUUUUUUUUAAUGUUAAUGCCAAAAGAAAUUUUUUAAGCCUUGUUUAUCUGAAUCAAAUCACAUAGAGCCAAUCAUGUACAUAGGGAGGUUCCACAUAUUUUUCUUCUGCUGCAUUUCUAUUUUUCUCUGUACAUUUUAUUUAUUUUUAACAUAUUUUAUUGAUUAUGCUGUUAGAGUUGUUCUAUUUUUUUCUCCCAAUUAUU